Messenger RNA from Adineta steineri, 1677 nucleotides. NCBI's taxonomy places the organism in Eukaryota, Metazoa, Rotifera, Eurotatoria, Adinetida, Adinetidae. The record is from the annotation of a GenBank genome assembly.
AUGAAUGGAAAAACACAUUUAGAAGAUUUAUCGAAUGAAAUAUUUUGUGAAAUAUUUGAUUAUUUACAUAUGCUUCAUACAUUUACUGGUUUUGCUUUAUUAAAUCAACGAAUAUCAAAUAUUUUAAAAUCAAUUCCACUUCAUAUUAAUAUUUCAUUUGAAAAUUCCCGUCAACAAAUUGAUUUUCUUUUGUCUCAUUUAACUUUUCAUGAAGAUCAAGUUAUUUCAAUAAAUACUUUAGAUCGAAUUCGUGAUCAUUCAUCUGUAAUUCAUUUAUUAUUUAAUCGACAUAAUUUUACUAAUUUAAAAUCAUGUAAAUUCGUCUCAAUUUACUCAAUGACUAAACUUAAUAAUAUUAUUAAACAAAUUGGAAAUCUUGAUAAACUUGUUAUACUUCAAAUAUAUCAACCAGAUCGUUUAGAUUUAAAUGAAAAUAAUAAUGAUGAAUUAACUCGAAUAUUAUUAACAAAUAAAUCAUUAUCUCUUCGUUCACUUAAACUUCAAUAUCCAAAUCAUUAUUUAAAUAUAUCAAAUUAUACAUUCAUAAAUUCAAACAUUAUAUCACUUUGUUUACGAAUAUCUGGUUCAUCUUCAACUGUAUCUGUUUACACAAUUUUACAAAUUUUUCGUGUUUGUUAUAGAAUACGAUAUUUAUGCAUUGCACUACAACAUGAAAAACGAUUUGAAAAUAAUAUUAAUGUUUCAAAUCAUCUAUCAUCCAUAAAUGCAACUGAAGUUCCUAUACUAUCACAAUUAACGUAUUUCCACUUACGCAUUUGUGCAUUAUGUGAUAUUUGGUCGAUUUCUUCUAUAUUAAAUUGUAUGCCUAAUCUUAAACAAUUUUAUUUUUUUCUUCUUAUACUAAGACCAUCAUUUCCAUUUACUAAUCAAUAUCUUGAUGGACAUGUAUGGCAACAAAUAUUAGAAAAUAAUGUUUCAUAUUUAUCAAAAUUUGAAUUUCAUAUGACUGUUACAAAAAGAAGACCAAAAGUAGAUUUAGAUAUUUUUAUUAAUUCAUUUAGUUAUUUUGUUACAAAAUAUUCGAAUUGGAAUAUGGUUGUUGAUAGAUGGAUGUAUGGUCCUCGUCUUCAAGUUAAUUUUCGAGAAACAACUAAUGAUAACAAUGGACACGAAAAUCUUACUUAUUUAUCAAAUUUUAUUUAUUUAACAAAUAUAACUACAUUAGAAUUUCCACCAAUAUUUCAUGUUAAUCAAACGCUACUAUUAUUAACAUAUAUUUUUUGUUUUAGAUCAUGUCCAAAGGUGAUUAUUCUUGCUAUUAAUACUUCAGUAUUACUCUCCUCAAAAAUAAUUAAUAAUUUAACUCUUAUUCCAGUUUUCAAACAAAUUAAAAUGAUUAAAUUAAUUACUGAAGAUAUUUAUUUUCCUUCAAAUUUUAUUUUACAAUUUGUUGAACGUUUUCCUUCACUGGUUCAUAUUGAACUACAAGUAUUUUCAUUUGAUAUUUGUUCAUUUAUUAUUGAAGUAUUACUUACCCAAUCAGAACAAUUAUCUUAUGUGAAAAUUAAUUAUCACCAAGAUACAUUACUUGAUGAUUAUUUUACACGUGAAUAUAUUACUACAAAACGCCGUCAAGUAUUUCCCCUUAAUAUUAUUAAUCAACAAAUGAUGAAUGUCAAAAAUAAUGGUCAAACUAUUGAAAUUUGGUUAUCAUAA